Botrytis sinoallii is the source of this 1182-nucleotide messenger RNA. RefSeq lists its product as uncharacterized. Lineage: Eukaryota; Fungi; Ascomycota; Leotiomycetes; Helotiales; Sclerotiniaceae. Bases 1 to 1182 code for a protein of 393 amino acids. The record is from RefSeq and is a predicted model, not a curated record. The transcript has 2 exons.
AUGUCCACCAAACCCACCACCUCGAUCCGAAAACCCCACAUCCUUAUUUCGGGCGCCAGCAUCGCCGGUCCAGUCCUCGCCUACUGGCUCAACCGCGCCUCAAUAACCGCCACGAUUGUCGAACGAUCUCCCUCUCUUCGUUCCGCCGGUCAAGGAGUUGAUAUUCGAGGCCCCGCUCGUACAGUCAUAUCACGUAUGGGUCUCGAAUCCACAAUUCGCUCCAAAGUAACCCAUGAAUUUGGUCUUCAAUUUGUUGACAAGAAUGGUGUCUCCAAAGCUACUUUCCCAAUGGAGGAGAAUGGAAAUUCCUUCACGAGUGAUAUUGAGAUCAUUCGGGGAGAUUUGUCCGAGAUUUUUUAUAACAGUACAAAGGAGACGUGUCACUAUAUUUGGGAUGAUUACAUUACGAAACUUGAAGAGGUGAAUGAGGGAGUCCUUGUUACUUUUGCAAAAGGCAAACAGAGAAUUUUCGAUUUGGUUGUGGGAGCAGAUGGAUUGCGUUCGAAAACUAGACGACUUGAUGAUGAAUGGGGUAAGUGGUAUAAUGCUUCUCGUGGACGUUCGAUAUUACUGCGUCCGGAUAAUAUAUAUGAGAGUACUACUACACGAGUAUUCCUCAGUAUUACCGAUCCCAACAAAACAUGCAAGUUAGUAAAACAUCUCGAAAUGACCCCCGAAGAACAAAAACGCGCGUGGAGAGAAGAAAUGUCUGAUAUGGGGUGGGAGAUUGAGAGAGUUUUGGAUGGAAUGGAUAAAGCACCAGAUUAUUAUAUGCAAGAAAUCGCCCAAAUAAAUCCUCCUCAAUUUUACAAAGGGAAAUUUGCACUCGUGGGAGAUGCAGGUUAUUGUCCCUCACCUCUGUCGGGGAUGGGCACCAGUUCGGCGAUUCUAGGUGCGUAUCAUCUUGCAGGAGAACUCGGAGCUUGUAAGGGAAAUUGGGAAGAAGGAUUGCGGAAAUAUGAAGAGAAGAUGAGACCGAUUGUGGAAAGUGUACAGCAGCUUCCGCCAGGGGUUCCUGGGUUAUUAAAUCCACAAACGGAGUGGGGAAUUGCGGUUAUGCAUAGGGUUCUGGGUUUGAUGUCUUGGAGGGGGUUGGCAGGGUGGUUGAUGAGCUUCCUUCCACAUGGAGAUGAAAGUUUGACUCAGUAUGAGUGGAGUGAUGGUGAAGAUAAAAGUUCUUAG